Messenger RNA from Dermacentor silvarum, 13657 nucleotides. Its product is annotated as ubiquitin carboxyl-terminal hydrolase 24. Bases 393 to 8027 code for a protein of 2544 amino acids. The transcript is spliced from 56 exons. NCBI's taxonomy places the organism in Eukaryota, Metazoa, Arthropoda, Arachnida, Ixodida, Ixodidae. Gene Ontology annotation, biological process: protein deubiquitination. The record is from RefSeq and is a predicted model, not a curated record. Gene Ontology annotation, molecular function: protein binding; cysteine-type deubiquitinase activity; cysteine-type endopeptidase activity. Gene Ontology annotation, cellular component: cytosol; nucleus.
CCUAAAAAGCGUUGCCGAGCGGAGGAUGUGCAUGGUUUCUUAUAUUUUCGGUCGCCCCUGUUAAUUUGACCGCGCCCACCCGACCGUCGAAUUCACGGAAGCAGCACAUCACAUCUGCACCUUCGCAAACCUCACCCGUUAUUGUUCUGUGUGCGUGCCUGUGUGCAAAACUUAACACCGUCCCCCCCAGGCCAUGCCCCCGUUAACGCGAGGAUCACGCCGAGACGUCGUCCUCCGUCAAUCAUCGUUGUCGGCGGUACUCGGUGAUGAGGCGUCACCACCCGUCAACGACGGCUCGCGAAACCUUUGAGAGGCGCCGUCUCAGUGUUUGACGCGUCCUCCGUGUAGUCCCCCCCUAUCAUUCGUGCAUUCCCGAACUUUAUUUUUUCGCCAUGGAUCAGACAGAGAAGAACGUUCAGACGUUGUACAGCAUGGGAUUCGUGGACAUCGAAGAGAUCAGGAACGCGCUUCGCAUCAGCCACAACGACCUGAGCGAGGCCGUGGCCAUCCUGACCAACGAUCAGGUACGGUACGGACCGUACACGAGCGCCGGCACGUCCGAAGACGUCGAGAUGAAAGACGUCACGUCGACGGCUCUCGUGCCCACCGCAGCCCCGCCUCCCUACAAUUCGCUGCCGGACGCCAAGCCAUGCUCUCCCAAGCCGGACUAUGGAAACCCAGCGUUUCCUCAGACGAACCUGUACGAGCUGGAACAGCGGGUCUUUGUGGACCAGUGGUCCAUCCCAUACAAGAAGGACGAGUCGCUCGCCAAGUGCCUCAUUGCAGCUACUAACCUGGCCAAAGAAGGGCAAUGUGAAUCAAACUCUGAUUGUAGGAACUUCAUGGAGUCAUGCAUGCCUGAGUGCUUUCGCAAGCUCCUAACAGCACUUGCAGUCCGUAACUGGGCGCCGGAUGUCCAGGAAGGUGUUUAUAACAUGCUCAUGCUACUUAUUGACCUGACUGUUGAACGGCUCAGUUACAACCCCAUCCCGGAGAAGCUUCUCUCCAAUGUGCUCACAAUGGCCUUUGAUCCAGAGGCUGAGUUUCAUAUCAAGAACAAAAGCCGGCAAAGCACCCUUGAGCAAGGGCUCGUGGUCUAUGCAAAAUCGAGGGGAUCCCUGGAUCCUUAUGGCUGGCUUCUAGAUGUUAUCAACAAGUUUGGGAGUCGUGGUGGCUUCGACAAAAUAUUGGCCAAAUUUGGAGAAAACCUGACUGCAAAUGAGAUGGCCGCCCUGCUGAAUCCUCUGGCUGUGUGUGCCCAGUUCCUGAACCCAGACACAACGUGCACACUUCUUUCACCCUGCAUGAGCAAGGCCAUCAGCUACAUCAAGGGUCUCACGGAUGACGACCUCAAAAACAAGAACAUUGGUUCGGUGACCGAACUCCUGAAGGCGGUGAAGAUGCUGUGCGUCUACCUGUGGCCGCAGGAGAUAGCGAGCACGAGCACUCUCUGCCUCGACGUCAUCCUCCGCAUGCUCAAGUGCUCACACUUCAAUGCUCGCAUGAAUGGCCUCAAGGAGUUGAUCAAGCUCAUUGACGACUGCUCAACAACAGGCACUUCAUCAAAAGCAGCCAUUGAUGCUGAGCAGCUGCAGAAUUGGAUGGCAGAAAACAAUGUCCUCUCCAUCACACUGGAAAGCAACAUAGAUCAAGCUCAAUACAUGGACAAGAUAAAGAGUAUAAUUGAGUUCAUUGGGCAGCGGCUUUCUCUUGAGGAACUGACAAAGAUCUGGUCCAUGCAGGAUCGGCAGAACUGUCAGGUGGUGGACAACAUUCAUGGCAUCAUGGCAGCUGCUUCCACAAAGUUCAGCCAGCAGCAGUUUGACCACCUGAUCGCCCUCAUUGGCAAGGCUUGGAGAGGCAGCAGUGACAUCACGUGGCGACGCCUUCUCACCUUCAUUGGCAAGCUUGGUAAAGAGAGCAACCAAGGAAAGGUCUCCACCAAGCUGUUGGACCUUCUGUGGGAGCUCUUGCACCUCAACUCGCUUCCCAAGCCCCACGUUGAGCAGUUUGUCGAGGAGUUCUUCAGCAUCCUGUCAGAGAUGGGCAACAGAGACAGUGCAAAGCGGCAGUACGUUGGCCGCUGCGUCGACGACAUCAAGAAGAACAUGUGUGUGAUUCCUGCUCUGAAAAUGUUGCGGCACAUCAGUGGAGCCAAGGGAACAGCGGGUAGCAAAGGUCCACCUUACAAGCAAGACAAGUUCAUUUUCAAUGAGCUGAACAGGAGUCACGACUUUGUCAAACUCGUCUCGACCAGUCUGUCAACGUGUCACCGUGAAGCAGUAAAGCUGGCCAACGGAAAGUCAGUCUUACCUCUUGUUCUAGUCGACGGCAUCUACUCACAUCAGGAGCAUGUUAUGACGCACCUAGACUUUCUCCAGUUCCUCCUGAAGGAUGGGUCCCAAUACCUGCCUUGGAAUCGGGCCAAGGAAAUCUGGGACACGCUAGUCACCAAUGCAGAUGCUUGUAGCUCAGACCGAGAGAUGUGCUUUGAGUGGUUUGAAAAGUGCCUUCCAGACCUGGAGUCAGAGACCCAGUCACUGCUGUUUCAGCACAAGUUGCUCAAGAUGGACCCCUCCCAAGUCAGCUCGAAAGCGUUUUCAUGUUUCAAGACUUACUUUGAGCACGUGAACAUCCACGAAAGCAAGCUCAAGAAGCGACCUGGUAUCUUGAUAGUGGAGAAGCUGGAGCUGUCAGGGAUUGACUUCCUGUGGCAGAUAUCACUGGCCGCACCCGAGGAGGAGAUUGCCGAGUUAGCCAUCGACUUUAUUCUCGACCUCUCCUACAAGUUCCUCUCUCCAAGGCUCAAAAAGGAUGUUGUGUCGCUUCAUCACCGUUUCAUCAACGAGUGUUACAACAGGUUGAAGGCAGUGGCUGAAACCAUUGGGGACACUGCCAUGACGACUGCCGUGUCCAACGCCACCAAGACAUUGACCGCAAUGGCGGUGUCAGAAGCCAUCUCCUUGUCGCUGCCAAAACGGACAAACCGGUCGCAAAACAUCUGUCGUCUGCUGCACCUGGCCGAGAGGUACAUCUCGUCCAUCGAGGGCCAACACUCGGUGCCAAGGGUCAUUCUGCCCCAUGGUGCCUCUUUCUAUGGCUUUCCCGUCACCCUGUGCAUCGUCAGCGACACCAUCAAGGACACUGUCAAGAUACGGUGCCAUAGCAAUGCAACAGUCGGCUCUAUGAAGGAGAAAGUGGCUCGACUGUUCAAGCAGAUUCCCAGCAACCUGCAGAUCUCCAUGGACGACAUUCCGCUUCCGAGCACUGAGGACCAGAAGAGGCUGUCGCAGUACAAACUGAAGGACAACCAGCAGAUCCACGUGAAGGUCGUCGGUAGCGGACUGGUCCUGCCAUCCGAAAUAGAGGAUGACACGGUCGUUCCACCAGCGACGGCUCAAGUGUCUACAGUGGCAGCCGCAACUGCAUCUCCCUCGGCCGGCCAGCAGCCGUCAUUUUAUCUGGAACAGGAAAAGCAGCUUCCGGGUGUGGUCAUCUCUAGCGGUGGCAAUGUGUUCGAGAUGUUGUAUCAGUUGGCAAGCAUGGACGAUCCAAGAAUUGCUGAACAGGUUCAGACGCUGCUGCACCUGAUUCCUCCUGACCCUGCAGUGAUCGAUUCGCUUGACCAAAUGUGCAUGAAGUCGUCUCCAGCCGUGGCACCCCCACCACCUCCCAGGCUGUCGGGCAGCCCCAAGAAAAGCGGCUCUCCAGCACCAAGGGAGAAGACGCCAGUCGAAGGAUCAGAUGUCAUGCUCCGCAGGCUGCUGGACCCGAACGGGAGGAACCCAUUCCGCCUGCUGUACAACUUACAGGUGCUGAGUGCGCGGCUGAUGCCAACCAACCAGGAUGCGUGCUCCAACGUAUUCUGUGAGAACUUCCUCCAGGCAGGUGGGCUUUCUCACGUGCUUCGUGUGCUGCACAGGGACGGCCUCCCCCAGGAUGUGGACUACGCUGUGCGCCAGGGCAUCUACUUCACUGCGCUGCAGAUAACUAGGUUCCUUAUUUGUGGCCAGAAUGUCCCGCAUGCGCUUCAAAGUUCAUCCACGUCGUCUGUGUCGGCGACUUGCGGUGCACCGUCGCCAGUGAAGCCCACUACACCAAAGAAGCUGCAGGUGGACCUGGUUCGAAUGACUCCCAUUUCGAUGGUGACACCCAUCAUCAAGACGAUGAGCCGCGCCUUGCUAGAGGAAGUUGUGGACUCCCUGGUGCGUGUGGCAUGGGCUGCUGCAGCUGGUCAGCUCCGCCUGGCCAACUCGCCACUACCCACCCGAGAGGGCACCCACUUCGCGGUCACGACAGCAGGACGGCGGAGCCGCCAGAGCAGCACAGGCAGCGCUACAAGCAGUGGUAGUGAUGGAGAGAACUCGCUAGGACUUCAUGGUGGCAUCUGUGUGAGCCAGGACACGGUAGACCGCAAGGACGCACUCCUGGCGCAAGAGGCCCUCAGCUUCCUGUUCUCCUGCCUGGAGCUCAGGGAGGACGUUUCAGCCUGGUUCUGCGAGCUGCCCUGCGUGCGUGACUUUGUGCUGGACGUGCUCUUGGGCUGCGGCAGCGAGGAAGUGCGGUGCGCGGCGCGCGAUGGUCUGCACCGGUUGAGCCGCACGGUUGGCCAGACGCCCCUGCGGCCGUUCCUGCUUCAGCUGCUGCUCAAGGCACACCUGCCACUGUGGGUGCCAUCAAGCUACACCCGGGGCUCUAACCAGAGGUUACUUGGGCAGUGUGUCGAGUACUUUGACCUUGCCUGCCGCCUCCUGGCUGACUCCAAAGGUGACGCGCCCGUGGACAUUGCGCAGAUGCUCGAGGACGAGAUCGCCUGGCUGCACAGUUUCUCGCCGUCCGACAGCCCACACGACCGCAACAUGGACGCCACGCUAAUGACGGGCCACUUCCACCUCGUCCGCACGCUGGUCGCCUGCAACGGCGACGAGCACAAGUCCGACGUCGGCAAGAGCCUCGUGCUCACCCUUCUCGAGUCGUACUUGUUCCCGGCCUCGAGCCUCAUCGAGAAGAGCGCCAAGGACGACACGCCAGAGCCCUCCGUUAAGUCCAAGUGUGCGGUGCCGGAGCCGCGCACCGCAGCCUUCAGUGUCCUCGUCGAACUCGCCCGGUGCUGCCCUACCAACCUGGAGAGGAUCGUCCAGUGGCUCGUGGACAAGCACCACCGGCUCAAGUCGGAGCUGGUCAAGGAGUUUGAGUACGAGCCGCUGAUCGCAGGCCGUGCUGAGAGCGGCUAUGUGGGUCUCAAGAAUGCCGGUGCCACCUGCUACAUGAACUCGGUGCUGCAGCAGCUGUUUAUGCAGCCAGGGCUUCAGGAGGCAGUGCUUGCCAUCGAUUCGGACAAAGUUGAGGAGGAAAGCCUGCUGUUCCAGACACAGUCGGUGUUUGGCCACCUGCUCGAGUCCCAGAUGGAGUACCACGUGCCGGAGCAGUUCUGGCAGUGCUUCCGGCUGUGGGGUGCGCCGGUCAACGUGCGCGAGCAGCAGGAUGCCUUUGAGUUCUUCAACCACCUGCUGGACCAAGUGGACGAGUACCUCCUCAAAAUUGGCUGCGACCCUGUGUUCAAGCCUUUCUACGAGGGAACCUUCUCCGACCAGAAGAUAUGCCAGGGGUGUCCCCACAGGUAUGAACGUGAGGAGACCUUCCUGGCCCUCAAUUUGCCGGUGAAGAGCCAGAGCUUGAAGGAGUCCCUGGACCAGUUUGUCAAGGGCGAGCUCCUCGAGGGCGACAACGCCUACCUGUGCGAGAAGUGCGGCCAGAAGCGCAACACGGUGAAGCGGACAUGCAUCAAGCGGUUGCCCCAGGUGCUGGUCAUUCAAUUGAAACGGUUCGGCUUCGAUUGGGAGGCUAACCGGGCAGUCAAGUUUGACUACCAUUUCAAGUUCCCGUGGUCCCUGGACAUGUCCCCGUACACUCUCCACGGGGUCAUGGAGCAGGAAGGCCGCUCGGCAGGUGGAGGCGACCCUCUGGACGAAGUGUUCAGGCGGCCUCCGCCAGCGGUGUACGACCUGGCCGGGGUUGUGGUGCACAACGGUCAGGCCAGCGCUGGUCACUACUACUCGUACAUCCGGGAGCGCAGGAGUGACCCGAGGUAUGUGGCUCGCAAGAACACCUGGUACAAGUUCAACGACACGACGGUGGAACAGUUUGACCUGAAUGACUCGACACUCGAGACCGAGUGCUUUGGCGGCACAUACAAGGCCAAGGUUUCAGACUCAGCCUCGUGUUAUCCCGAGACACGGCAGCGCCACUGGAAUGCCUACUUGCUCUUCUAUGAAAAGCAGGAGGACUCACGAACGCCUCGCACGCCCCACAAAACGCCCGGCCGAUUUUCGUUUCGCAGGGACCCCAAGGACUCCACUCCAGUCAAGUCAACAGUGCGGCGCACCCCGAGCGCGUCGUCGGUGGCUGGCGCCGCCCGUCAACGCGGAGACAGCCUGAGUCAGCUGACACGGCUAGUGGACCACGGCGAGCGACAAGGCUGGUUCCCGUCUCACAUGCCCCCGCACAUUGGCCAGCAGGUGCGCGAGCAGAACCUCCUGUUUGCCCGCAACCGGGACGUCUACAACACGCACUACUUCGACUUCGUGGCUGCUCUCACCUCCAUCAACCUGGACAACAUGCAUCACCCAGACUAUGAGCAGCUCAUGGUGCAGAGCCUCAACCUGGCAGUGAACUUCUUCCUCAACACCUACCUCAAGUACAAGAAGAAGGACAGCUCUGUGGUUGGCGAGUGGGUCAAGUGCAUCGAGACCAUCAUGUCGCUGAGCGAGGCUGCGGCAUCAUGGCUCCUCAAGUACAUUGCCAAUGCUGGCCAAAGUGUAGUCAAGCUGUACCUUCUGGAGUGCCUCAACAAAGAAGUGAGACACACAUUUGCCCAGAUCCUGGAGAAGGCACUGGUCUUCUGCCACAAGCUUGAAGGGAGUUGUCUUGACCUGGACGUGGUGGGCGCCUGCCUGAUCAACCUGUUGGACCAGGAUGUGGCCGACAACUGCUGGCACUCAUCGCAGUACUUUGGCCUGCUCAGCAACUAUGCGCAGCUGGGCGCCAAGGCAUGCCAGCACCUGUUCAAGCUGGGAGCCUUUGAGAAGCUGAUGGCAUUUCUUCUUGGACCUCUUGGGGCCAACAUGGAUUCAGAGGAGUCCUUCACUCGACGCUGGAGCCACACGCAGAUCCACGAGUUUGGCUACCUGCACAGCACACUGAUCCACCUGAUCCUUGCGUGCGACCUGACCUGCCUUCACACCUGUGAGCCUUCGGAGGCAUACCCACAACCAUCAGAUCUUCUCCCAAUGCCAGAGUGCGUACGCAAAGCACUGUCAGGACCAGGUGCAUGCCGGUACCUGCGAGAGGUUGUGUCCGCCUGCCGGGAGACUACAGGCUUCAUGGACACCCUCGUACAAAUGGUUGUGCAGUGCAGCUUCUGUAAUGAGUCUUUCUCGAGCCUGAUCAUUCGGCUCAUCAUGACUCAGUACUCCUUGGUUCCAUCCAAUGAACUCAAGAACCUUUCGCAGCUUCUGCUGGAAUUGAUGAAAUUAGAAGACCCUCUGCAGUACAGCCGGAUCAAGCUGGUCAUUGAUGGAUCCCGGGAGGACAAGGCCGAGUUCGAUGGGCUGCUAGAAAUCAUCAAGUCCAACCACAACAAUGACAGCAGGCGAUCAUACCAGGGUGUGAAGUUCCUGGUCACCAUGGCCCAUAGGUGUACACAUGCCAAGGACUACCUGCUACAGGCUCCACCCACAUGGCAGUGGUCCGUGAACUGGCUGAAGCAGACCAUGUCCGAGUUCAACACUCAGUGGAGCAGUAACACCUCCAAUGAAGACUCCAACACCAAGACCUUCCAGCGGACCAUCAGUGCCCAGGACACCCUUGCAGAAGCGACAGCGCUACUCACCGAGCUGUCUUCACCAGAGGCAGCCGAGCUCGGCAUGGAGAUGGACCAGGAUGAGGCCGAGGACGAGGACUCGCGGUUGAAGAGGACACGGGGCUUGGAAGAUGUGUUCAAUUAUGUCGAAGUGAAGCCAGAGUGAAACCUGGUGCAGCCCUGGUUCCACACUGGUGCAGCACCGCCAAGGGGAUAUAUCAAGCCCCGUGCCUUCCGUCUGAGAAAGGGGAUUGGUUCUUCGUGCCGCCAUCCAGCCUACCAAACCGGGCAGCAAGCGUGUUGUGCUGCCUUAUGCAAGGACUAGCUGCUGGCAAUGAGUCUGAGCGUACCUGUCGACAAGAUUGGUGCAACUGACUUUCGCAACUUGUGCGUGUGACUUUUGCACUUGCGUCGAGCAUAUCAAGUAAGGCAAUUUUAUGCCUGGUUAAUGCCGGCAGUCAACCCACGAAGUUGUCUUCCCGCACAGCUUCAGAGGCCGCAGUGGUUGCACCGCAGUGGGUUCCUGCAGUGACUCGAGCAUCACGUGUGAUGCGAGCCGUGCGCGUGCGGGACUGCACGUUUUCGUGGGCAGCCCAAAUCAAGAUGUGUGUGCGUUGUCUGUCAGUUGGUUAUUUGAUUGUAAAUGUGCACGGUGCUGUUGUUCGAUAAUGCCUUUUUUUUUUUGCCAUUUGACAUUGCCAUCUAUAAGAUAAGGUGCCAGCCUUAGUUCAGCUGUAGUAAUUCUCCAAGUAACGCCCUAAUCGGGAGAAGUGCUGUCCAUUGUAUGACCAAUAUGCCCCCGACAUUUUGUGACAUCGGUCAGGCCUUCUGCGUUGCUAGAGGCAUGAUUGUUUAUUGAUGUGUGUCUUGCAUGAUGGCAAGGCCGAGUUGCUCUAAGCCAUCAGUGAGUCAUGGUGCCAGCUUUGGUUCACCAGUAUUAAUGUUGUAAUCAAGAACAGUGUUGGCCAAUGUUGCCCAUUGAUAACCAAAUAGCCCCAACAUUGGACCUACAUUGGCCACACUUUUUAUGUGUGUGUGCUGCUAGAGGAAUGAUUGUUGCAUGAUGGUAGGACCACAUUGCUUUGUGUGGAAAUAUGCAGAUGCCUGACAAUGAGACUGAAAACCUGAAAAAAAAAACUUUUUUUUAUGGGGUCAAAUAUUGCAUAUGUAAAAAAUUAGAUACUUUCAUUUCUCUUCUAUUCAUACAUUUCAACUCUAUAUAAUAUAAACAAAUUUGUUCAGCACGAUUUAUAUAGAUGAUAUGAUAGCAUGCAGUGUGGCAAAUAUACAGGUCGCUUUUGUUUUAUGAAUAUACAGGGGCUUCCUAAAUCAUAAAUAAGGCCCAGCAUUCCCUGCCUCAGCAUUCUGAUUGUCUUUUUCCUUUUUAACUUGGUUCAUUCGCAAUAACUUAAGCUGGGAUGAUUUAUAACUUGUGAAUAGUUCAAACAAAUGUAGAAAUUUAAUUUGACUCGCUGCAUUUUCAGUGCACUUUAAAGCUUCCCAAUUUAACCAGAUUUCUGGCUUCCGAUGACAAACCAUUGCAGAAGUAAUCUUCACAUGAUAAUGAAAUUGCUUAGCUUGAAUCGGAAACAUAAUAGCUUCAUAUAUUGCCUCUGUUGUCAAAAACUAACAACUGUUGCCCUAAUCUCUGCUAAUUUUAGCAAACUCCCUUUUGUGUUCGCAAAUACCAAAUUUUAUAUGUGACUUUACAUGAGAAAGCAUUAAAAGUUCUGUCCAAACAUCCCUUUAGACAUAAAACCAUAGUUUUUAUCUUGAACCACCAAUAAUUCAAACUGCCAACAACGCAAGCAGGAACGUAUCAUACGAGUGAGCUUGAAUUCGCGCGAGUUGGCUGUUGUAAGUAAUGGGUAUCUAGGGAGGAAAGGGCACUGUCAAUGGAUGAUAAAUGUGCCAACGUGUAUGUUUUAUUUAAGGAUUCCAACAGCUCACGGAGACCCUGUUGUGAAGUGCAAACAUUGUUUAGUGGUUCGGACUUUUUUGUUCAUAGCCAGGUUGAUUGUUUGCGAGCCAAUUGACGUGUAUGUUGGUCCAUGUGUGUGAGUUAAUGAGUGGCAUACCAGGAGGUGUUACUAGAUGGCGUAAAAGCAGCUGCUUGACGAAUACUGCAAAGCGUGCACGUCACUUCGUCAUGGAGCGUUCACUUGUUACUAUGGAGCACGCACAUUCCCCUGAAGUUCCUGUUUAUAACUGUACUUCUUUGUUGUCGCCAUUUUCCCGGCUCUCUUUCUUGAGAGCCGCGGCCCACCUUGAAACGUUUUUCUUUCUCCACUCUAGUAUGGGCCGUGGUCAAUGCUAUUGCAGUCUGAGAAACCAAUUCCUGCUGUUCACCGUCCCUUGGCUUGGAUCCACAUUGGGCCAUUUAGUCAAACGUGCAUGUACACUAUGUAAACCUGUAUGGAGUGGGGACACUUUGUUCGUGCUCACGAAUGCAGAAAUCAGAAAGGUGCGCCAAUCCAGCACAUUCCCUCCGAGAUCCUCGGUUCGUUGCUGAUGUUGCCCAAUCUUGGAAGUCAUGUAAUUCUAGGUACAGCUUCGUUCCCAGCAAGUAGGAAUUGAGGCCCUUUUUAUUAUUGCGAACGUCUAUUGUAAGAGCUUUUGUUAUGCAUCCACUGGUACGUUGAACAUAAAAUUUUGCAUCGAGGCUGCUACGUGUCUACACUGUUGGAAACUGGGCUCUUUACGCAGUCCAGAAUUUCUUUGCAGUUGGACUGUCAGCGCGGGAAUACUACUUAGCAGGUGCUAGCAUGAUGUGGUUUGAACACUUCCUUCUGCAGUGGCAGUUCAAAUACCAAUUAGGUGAUGUCCGUGAUAUUAAACUGCUCUGUACAGAAGUAUUAAAGAGGCCCCAAGGCAUCCUUUGCUGACUCUGCUUUUUGUUUGUGGGGCCUUUCCCUCUUCUCUUGUCAUAACGAGCAUGGUAAAUGGAAGUGGUGCGAAUUUGACAUUUUAGUGUCAUCAGACAGCCACCGAUGACCUUGGCGUGUACCUUCUCUUUCGUAAAUGUGCUUUUAGAUGUGUUGUGCUCUAUUUUACAUCGGAAGUGUCCGUUGUUGCCUUCUGUCUUUAGCGAUGCAAUAGAAGGCCCUUCAGACACAACAGCGCCAACACGAGAUUGCAAAGAUGAGACCAAGACUGGGCAACAGAGGAAGCUUGCAGAGGGCACUGCCGCUGAAAUAGCACUGGUGCUAAGGCUGCACCGGGCUCGUUCUCAUAAGCAUGCUGUGCAUUUGUAAAAAGACGGGGCAUAGUGCAGAUGAAUGCUUUGACACGUUCUUGUUCUUCACUGUUCUCUACAUUGAACAACAAUCUUUGCAAAGAAACUUUCGGAAAACUCAGCCAUUUUCAUUAAUCUUGCCUUCUGAGAAAAAGUGAAGCCAGUAAAGUGUGUUGCGAUUUUCUUGCGAGUAGUGAAUGCGCUGCCGCAUUUUUGUGAUUUUCCCCUCUGAAGCUUGUCUGUAAGUGAGUGACACUGUGUUCCAUCGCGUUAUUACGUGCACACAGAAACGAUUUCCUAUGCAGUACAAUGGGUGCUAACAGGAAUGCCUGCAUUGUCGCUUUCCUGAUGAUGCAUUUUGUUGUCUGUUCAUUCGCGAUGUCCCGACUUAGUUCUGGAGGUACCCCACUUUGUGUUACGUUCAACUGGUGCAGCAUGGUGGCAUUUGCGUGCUGCCGCUAGUGUCGUAAGGUGCAGGCUUCGUGCAAAACAACCUUGCGGUGCCGUAGAGUUCGAUGCUGUCGUUGCUAGCGGUAAACCUGGUGCUGUAAUUAUUAAAGCCACCAUAUAAAUUUCUAGUAAUGCUUGGAUUUGUCUGCAACUUCACAUACUGCGUCAUACUGCAUCAGGCAGUGCAUUCCAACUGUAGUGCCGGAUAGGAGUCUAAGUGUGAAGUUCUAUGCACAGCAACCCCGCACCUUGUAUGUGAGGUGGCACGGACCUUGUGCUGCAGGUUCUGUGUACCACUCAACUCACGUGGACUAGUUAACGAAGUGAAUCAAAUCGAAUAUGUAGUCGUCUUAACAUGCGUACCUGAUUAACGCAUUUUAUAGUACUAUAAAGCGAAAAGAGGCUCAAUGACAAUAGUGACAACAGAUCAAGGUUGUGGUGAAUGUGCAAAGACAGCAUUUGUGCAGUGCCAUGUUUAUUAUGCAAUGGGGACAAGAAGGAUGAAGUUGAUUGGUGAAGGUGAUAAUCAUUUUGCUGGAAAGCCAUUUUGAACGCAGAUGACCACCAUCACCAGAUUGCCCAUGUUCGAGGGCUUUUUUUAUACGUGUGAGUCUUUAAGUGUGUGUCUCAGUGGCGGCUGCGACAGGAAGCCCUCGUUUUCUUAGGUUUUCCAGUCGUCGCUUAGUGUAGUGUAAGCAUCACUUCGGCCGUAAACACUAAAUAAAGAUUUUUAGGUAAAUUUUUGGAAGAUGUAAUUUAAAGUACUCAGGCUCUUAUUGAAGGCCCAGAAAGAGUUAUUUUUUACGUCCAGAGUAUUGGACCAUUGCGUAACAGCCCGUUUCCACAGCCUAGAAUCAUGAGAAGUUCUGCGUUCCUUGCCUUUCAUUUCCCAUCAGCCUUGCUUCCACCUAAAUAAGAACACACUGUGAUUAGUUGCUGGCGUGACAUUAUGGGCGCAUGUGUACGAGUGUCACACAUACCAAGGUAUCAAGUAUAGAAGUGUAAUGAGCAUGCAUCGUGCUUGACACGACCCUGGCAGCCACGCUAUAUCGUUGCAAUAGAGAGUGAUCAGUCUUGACUUGGCUUGUCUAGCAGUGUCCUGGAUUGAGUCUUUUAAUGGUGGUGCGGCUCGAUGCCAAGUGCUGCCUCCUGCUCACGCAUGCAGGACAGUCUUUUGUGUGUUGUGGAUGUUGUGAAGGAAGUUGCAAUGUGGCAGCUUCAAAAUUCGUUUCCCUACCGCGUGUUGCUCCGUUGCCCCCCCCCCCCCCGUGUUGCGUUCUGUGCUGCACCUUUCUGUCCAAAGACCUGUCACGCGUUGCCCUAUUGUGCAGUGCGUUUCAUAAAUUGCAAGCUCUUGUCACUUUUCAAUGUCAAGUGUGUUAAUGCGGGUGAAAAUGCUAUGUGCACCACCAAUGUCUUCUGCAAGCUAUUGAUUGCAUAAUCUACAAGGACACUAGGAUCCCAGCACAACUUGGCAUGGGACACUCUUGUCACGACACGAAAAUUAUAAGAGAAAGGUUCACUAGUUUGCUUGAGAAAGAACUUGGAAUUUGGAGUGUUGUACAUUCAAUGAAACAGUCUCUUCAUAUGUGACACUGUCGGUGUUGUGUGUUCGACAUCACGUGACUGUGCUGCUGCCCUGCACCGUUGAGCUACCUUGCACUCAUGCAACAUUUUUUUAGCAGCUCCGACUACCCCACAUCGGUUAUCGCGUAGCUUCGAGUGCCAAAUGUGCCUUGUUGUUCCGCCAUCACUUACUGUACAGCUCUUUCUUACAAUCUUUUUUUCUUGCCUUGUAAAAGAUGGAAAGUGCUUUACAUGUGUCUGUUGUCCUCCCACUGAAAAGAGAUUUGCCCGUUUGAUCAAGAGCAUGUUUGGGUUUUUCGAUAAAUGAGUGCGUUGGUUUACGUAGACUGGUAGCGCGUUCUCACUUAUCUAGUGCUGUCUUUUCUCGAGUUAGGUCGUUUUGGUAUUGGCUGGUUUAGCAGCUUGUGGUCUAUAGAGUCUCCGGUUUCAGAUUGUGCAGCCAUGCCUUUUUUUUUUUUUUUGAGAAACCGGAUGUGAAAGUAGUGAUGACACUUAAGUGAAUAAAUGAUGUACAUACAUUGGCA